UUAUACCUGAAUUCAUAAAAAAAAUCCAAAUUGAAUUAAAGUACAAAAGGCCCCGAAUAAGAAAUUGGUAAGCCCCCUUUUGUCACUUUGCAAGAGGAAUCUCGAUUAAUCAACACGCAAGCAUCUUCACCACAAUAAAAUUAAACGCUAACAGCAGAAACAAGAGACAUAGAAGGUUCAUUACCCAUGACCAAUCCACUGAACCUCACUUCAAACUUUUUCUUCUUCAUCUUCACGGUGACCAUCCUCUACGUGGCUUACACCUUCCCAAGGCUCCAACCAAAUCAAACCAACCUCGUCUUCUAUGUCCACGACCACUUCAGCGGCGAGGACACCACGGCAGCCACCGUGGCCGGAAAGAGUGGACCCAGCUCUAGUAUCCUACAGUUCGGCACCGUGGCAAUCGUGGAUGACCCAGUAACAGAUGGAGCCAGCAUAGAGUCAACACUCAUUGGUAGGGCCCAGGGCGUGUACAUAAAUUCGCAGCUUGACGGUAAAGGCUUGUACAUGGUUUUUUCAGUGAUCUUCACCGGUGGUGAGUUCAAAGGAAGCAGCUUGGAGAUUCAGGGAUCAGAUAUCUUCACGAUGAAGGAACGAGAAUUCGGAGUUGUGUCCGGCACUGGUUAUUUUCGUUUUGUUAAGGGGUAUGGGAUUAUGGAAACAGAGUUCAUGGAUAUAGCUAAUCUUAGAGCUACUCUUAAGCUCAAUGUAACAGUCAAGCAUUAUUAGGAAAACUUUUAUGUUUUCUGAGAUUUAAUUUCUGUUGAGAAUAUUCCAGAUCAAAGAGUGGUUUUUACAAUUGACAUCUUAUGCUGUAUGCUUUAUAUAAAAAAAUAU
Messenger RNA from Gastrolobium bilobum, 837 nucleotides. Its product is annotated as dirigent protein 11-like. The coding region runs from base 187 to 729 and encodes 180 amino acids. Lineage: Eukaryota; Viridiplantae; Streptophyta; Magnoliopsida; Fabales; Fabaceae. The transcript has a single exon. The record is from RefSeq and is a predicted model, not a curated record.